AUGUCUGAUAAACCUUUGAUACAACAACAAUUGGCCAAUGAUCUAGCAGCAUUAAUUCUCGAUGUACCUGAAGAUAAUGUUCUUCCUUUUAUCUCUAUUUUUUGGCAAGUACAUUGUGAAGAAUGGCAUGGUUUAGAUCGUUUCAGAUUGGAUAAAUACCUUCUUUUAUUCCGGCGGAUUGUAUUUUAUUCAUUUUGUUGGUUGGCUCAAAAUGAUUGGGAUCAAGUUAAAGUAGAAGCCUAUACACGUCUUCUUCUUGAAGGACCUUUACAUCCUACGGAUCGUAAAAAACCAGAUGCCAUUGUCUAUCAUAUUUUGGAAAUUUAUUUUGAAGAAUUGGAAAAGGUGGUAGAAAUACAACAACAACAACAACAAGAUGAUUUCACUGUGCCUAUUGAUUUACUCAAACAACCCAUUAUUGUCUUAUCAACCGAUGCUCUGAACAAAACCACAAGAAUUAAGGCCAAGCAAAUCCUUUUGGAAUAUGAUACAAAGCAAAAUAAUGACAUGGAAGAUGAUUCUGAUUAG
Halteromyces radiatus is the source of this 528-nucleotide messenger RNA. RefSeq lists its product as uncharacterized. Lineage: Eukaryota; Fungi; Mucoromycota; Mucoromycetes; Mucorales; Cunninghamellaceae. Gene Ontology annotation, cellular component: nucleus; preribosome, large subunit precursor; preribosome, small subunit precursor. The coding region runs from base 1 to 528 and encodes 175 amino acids. Gene Ontology annotation, biological process: rRNA processing. The transcript is spliced from 3 exons. The record is from RefSeq and is a predicted model, not a curated record.